Messenger RNA from Ambispora gerdemannii, 282 nucleotides. The record is from the annotation of a GenBank genome assembly. NCBI's taxonomy places the organism in Eukaryota, Fungi, Glomeromycota, Glomeromycetes, Archaeosporales, Ambisporaceae.
AUGCUAAGAAGAUACCAGGAGAAUUUGGUCAUGUACCUAUUAUCUUCCAUCUCAAUAACUGUACAAAAAUGUUGUCAAAAAACAAUAACUUUCCAAGAUGUAACUAAUAUACAAAUGUUACUCUGCAAUUUUGUUGAAUUUACCAGAUUGCCAGCCUUUACAAUUACUUUUCAUUAUAUUCUUCAUGUUGCUGAAUUUAUUCAAAAGUGUGGACCUUGUUGGACUUCUUGGACUUCUUGGCAAUUUCCAAUAGAACGCCUCAUUGGAAUCCUUCAACCAAUG